Hippocampus comes (tiger tail seahorse) is the source of this 2638-nucleotide messenger RNA. It is a transcript of the gene phf23b, whose product is annotated as PHD finger protein 23b. NCBI's taxonomy places the organism in Eukaryota, Metazoa, Chordata, Actinopteri, Syngnathiformes, Syngnathidae. Bases 477 to 1826 code for a protein of 449 amino acids. Gene Ontology annotation, cellular component: nucleus. The record is from RefSeq and is a predicted model, not a curated record. Gene Ontology annotation, biological process: positive regulation of protein ubiquitination; negative regulation of autophagosome maturation; negative regulation of autophagosome assembly. The transcript has 6 exons.
GAACCAUUCCUCCGACGGACUCUACAAGCUUCUGCCGCGCGUAGACCUGUGGGGAAUCCUCCUUGUUGUGUUACGCGACCGCGAGAGCAAGGAUAUAGACAUUUAUAUUUAUAUAUAUCGGGAAGUGCCCAGCGCGAAUCCACUGCCAUUGGCUUGAAUUUAACGAUGUUUUACAGCCGAGCUGUAUGGUGGAGGCACGGAUUUUAAAUGCGGCGGAAUGGUACGAGCUACAGAAAAAGUGCUUUUUCUCGCUCGUGUCGAUAGCGUGGCGACACCUGGACUCGACAAUACACGGUGAGGAGUGUUCCUCAACUCGUGUAAUUGUUGAAGAAACGUCUUUUUUUUCUUGCCUCGGUGUCCCAGCAGUUUCCCAACAGUUUGGGCGCAGUCACGCCGGGAGGAGGUACAGCGCGACGGCCGCCUCGCUCCGGCUGGUUCCGUUUCUCGGACCUUAAGGCCUGCUCGUCGAAGGGACAAUGCUUGACAUAAUGUCCGAGCACCAAGAUUCGCUUUUGACGUGCAAAACUGAACCUUUGCCCCCAGAGAGGAAAAGGAGGACUGUGGAGGACUUCAACAAGUUCUGCAGUUUUGUCCUGGCUUAUGCUGGUUACAUCCCAAGUCCCAAAGAGGAAAGCUCGUGGUCCCCGACGUCAUCCAGCUCCGCCCACAGUUCGUCGGCGGAUGGCGGCGGCGUGAGCAGCACAUGGGCGGACGGCGGCCCCGACAUCCACACCAUCCACACGUUUGUCCACAAAGCCCGCGCCAACAAGAGCAAAAGCGUCCACCCCGAUAGCACUUUGCUGGACAAGAUGCGCCUGAAGGACUCGCUGUACGAGAGCCAGGUGCCCAGCGCCAAGGCCGAGCGCAAAAAGGACAAAAAGCUCAAGAGGCUGUCGCUGGCGGCGGCUGAAAGCGGCAGUAGCGAGGGCGAGAAACGGGCGCGCAUCAAGCGCAGCAAAAACUCCAAGCAGCCCAAAGCCAAGAAGCUCAAAAGCUCGCCGCCGCCGACGCACAGCGACUCGGAGGAUCCCAUGGCUCCAAUAAUCCUGAAUAUGCUUCAUAUAAAAAUCUACCCUAUUGUUCCUGGAUCGCAGGAAAGCUCGUGGUCCCCGACGUCAUCCAGCUCCGCCCACAGUUCGUCGGCGGAUGGCGGCGGCGUGAGCAGCACAUGGGCGGACGGCGGCCCCGACAUCCACACCAUCCACACGUUUGUCCACAAAGCCCGCGCCAACAAGAGCAAAAGCGUCCACCCCGAUAGCACUUUGCUGGACAAGAUGCGCCUGAAGGACUCGCUGUACGAGAGCCAGGUGCCCAGCGCCAAGGCCGAGCGCAAAAAGGACAAAAAGCUCAAGAGGCUGUCGCUGGCGGCGGCUGAAAGCGGCAGUAGCGAGGGCGAGAAACGGGCGCGCAUCAAGCGCAGCAAAAACUCCAAGCAGCCCAAAGCCAAGAAGCUCAAAAGCUCGCCGCCGCCGACGCACAGCGACUCGGAGGAGUGGCGGCCGCUCCGCGGGGGCCCCUCGCCGCACGCCGCCCACGACAAAACGCCGCCCCACGAGUCCGUCAGGGACGCCGAGAUGAGCUCCAGCGAGGGCGAGACCUGGAUCGCCGACGAAGACAUCAUGGUGGAGUCAGGCGACGAUUCAUGGGACCUGAUCACGUGCUACUGCGGCAAACCCUUCGCCGGGCGGCCGAUGAUCGAGUGCAACCAAUGCGCCAUCUGGGUGCACUUGUCCUGUGUCAAAAUCAAGAAGUCCAACGUGCCCGACAUCUUCUACUGCCACAAGUGCAUGCACUCCAGGCGCUCGGGACACAAAAAAGACACUUAAACAAAGUAACAGCAAAAGAAAGUUCUCGCUUUAUUGCCCUCCUGCCCCUGCCUAAAGCCAAAACAGACGAACAUUUAGCCACAGAUUUAACCAGUCAGAAGAUUUCUGUUGACAAUCAGGGUUUUUUUUUUGUUUGUUUUUGUCCAAUGCACAGUCCAAGUUUAAUAUUUUUUUCCCACCUUUUUGUGGCCUCCUAUAAAAUAUCAUUGAAUUAUAAUUUUCCACCAGAAAAUGUCUAUCCAUUUAUUUUUUUGGGGGGGGGGGGGGGAGGGUAGUUGUCAGUGGUAAGGACAUGCCAUUUGUAAAUGAAAGGAACACGACAGCAAAAUCUGGCGAAUUAUAAGAAAAGUAACAUUUGAGUUUUAGCAAUUGAUCAAGUCCCCUAUUUGGAAUGCCGCCACUUUUUAAGUGAUAUGGAUUGCUACAAUUGACUUUUCAGGGUUUAAAGGAAGAUUUGUGGCAAAAUAUUUUUGGGUGACAGCACGCAAGACAUUGUAAGCAAUUGCACUUUUUGGAAUGGAGGUCGGGUGAAAUAUGUUCACGACGUGCGCUUAGCAAUGCCAAUUAUUGCCCUCCCCCCUUUGCAAACAAGAGCGCAUCUGUUUGUUUUUUUUCCUCCCUGUUGGAGAACGUGUUGGAUGUUUUUGGCGGGUUUUUUUUUGGCUUCUCAAGGUGGAGGGGGCGGCAGGGCUGUACAUAUCCUCUUUGACAACUGUACAUAUGUGAAAGACAAUGCAAAAAUCUAUUUUCUGCAGUCCAAUAUUGUUUUCUUUAAUUGUAGUUUAAGAAAAUAAAAGUCUUUGGGAACAUGA